This is a messenger RNA of Pteronotus mesoamericanus, 2477 nucleotides long. It is a transcript of the gene SEMA3A, whose product is annotated as semaphorin 3A. Gene Ontology annotation, molecular function: semaphorin receptor binding; chemorepellent activity; neuropilin binding. Bases 159 to 2477 code for a protein of 772 amino acids. The record is from RefSeq and is a predicted model, not a curated record. The transcript has 18 exons. NCBI's taxonomy places the organism in Eukaryota, Metazoa, Chordata, Mammalia, Chiroptera, Mormoopidae. Gene Ontology annotation, cellular component: axon; plasma membrane; glutamatergic synapse. Gene Ontology annotation, biological process: positive regulation of neuron migration; motor neuron axon guidance; neural crest cell migration.
CUUGAAGUGCCCAAGUACUUCAUCAGUUGGGCUGAACAAAUGUAUCUCAGAAAUUAAGAAUUUUUCCUGGAAGGAGUUUUCAGAUUGUUUGAACUUCUCUGGCCGCACAAUACAGGAGGGAAGCGUGAAGCAGCAUAGGGACCUACAGCGUCUGCAGCAUGGGCUGCUUCACUAAGGUUGUCUGUCUUUUCUGGGGAGUAUUACUUACAGCGAGAGCAAACUAUCAAAAUGGGAAGAACAAUGUGCCAAGGCUGAAAUUAUCCUACAAAGAAAUGUUGGAAUCCAACAAUGUGGUCACUUUCAAUGGCUUGGCCAACAGCUCUAGUUAUCACACCUUCCUUUUGGAUGAGGAACGGAGCAGGCUGUAUGUUGGAGCAAAGGAUCAUAUAUUUUCAUUCAACCUGGUUAAUAUCAAGGAUUUUCAAAAGAUUGUGUGGCCUGUGUCUUACACCAGAAGGGAUGAAUGCAAGUGGGCUGGAAAAGAUAUUCUGAAAGAAUGUGCUAAUUUCAUCAAGGUGCUUAAAGCUUAUAAUCAGACUCACUUGUACGCCUGCGGAACGGGGGCUUUUCAUCCAAUUUGCACCUACAUUGAAAUUGGACAUCAUCCUGAGGACAACAUUUUUAAGCUGGAAGAUUCACACUUUGAAAAUGGCCGUGGGAAGAGUCCAUAUGACCCUAAACUGCUGACAGCAUCUCUUUUAAUAGAUGGAGAAUUAUACUCUGGAACAGCAGCUGAUUUUAUGGGGCGAGACUUCGCUAUCUUCCGAACUCUUGGGCACCACCACCCCAUCAGGACAGAGCAGCAUGAUUCCAGGUGGCUCAAUGAUCCAAGGUUCAUUAGUGCUCACCUCAUCCCAGAGAGUGACAACCCGGAAGAUGACAAAGUAUAUUUUUUCUUCCGUGAAAAUGCGAUAGAUGGAGAACACACUGGAAAAGCCACUCAUGCUAGAAUAGGUCAGAUAUGCAAGAAUGACUUCGGGGGGCACAGAAGUCUGGUGAAUAAAUGGACGACUUUCCUCAAAGCUCGUCUGAUUUGCUCAGUGCCAGGUCCAAACGGCAUUGACACUCAUUUUGAUGAAUUGCAGGAUAUAUUCCUAAUGAAUUCUAAAGAUCCUAAAAAUCCAAUUGUUUACGGAGUCUUUACAACUUCCAGUAACAUCUUCAAGGGGUCAGCUGUGUGCAUGUAUAGCAUGAGUGAUGUGAGAAGGGUGUUCCUUGGUCCAUAUGCUCACAGGGAUGGUCCCAACUAUCAGUGGGUGCCUUAUCAAGGAAGAGUCCCCUACCCACGACCAGGAACUUGUCCCAGCAAAACUUUUGGUGGAUUUGACUCUACCAAAGACCUUCCUGAUGAUGUUAUAACAUUUGCAAGAAGUCAUCCAGCCAUGUACAACCCAGUGUUUCCUAUCAAUAACCGCCCGAUAAUGAUCAAAACAGAUGUAAAUUAUCAGUUUACACAAAUUGUAGUGGAUCGAGUGGAUGCAGAAGAUGGCCAGUAUGAUGUCAUGUUUAUUGGAACAGACAUUGGAACUGUUCUCAAAGUAGUUUCAAUUCCUAAAGAGACUUGGCAUGAUUUAGAAGAAGUUCUGCUGGAAGAAAUGACAGUUUUUCGGGAACCAACUACUAUUUCAGCAAUGGAGCUUUCCACUAAGCAGCAACAGCUCUACAUCGGCUCUGUAGUGGGCGUGGCCCAGCUCCCCCUGCACCGCUGCGACGUUUACGGGAAGGCCUGCGCCGAGUGCUGCCUCGCCCGAGACCCCUACUGUGCCUGGGAUGGCUCUUCCUGCUCGCGCUACUUUCCUACGGCAAAGAGACGCACAAGAAGACAAGAUAUAAGAAAUGGAGACCCACUAACUCAUUGUUCAGACUUACAACACCAUGAUAAUCACCAUGGCCACAGCCUUGAAGAAAGAAUCAUCUACGGAGUAGAAAAUAGUAGCACAUUCCUGGAAUGCAGUCCAAAAUCACAGCGAGCUCUGGUCUACUGGCAAUUCCAGAGACGAAAUGAAGAGCGCAAAGAAGAGAUCAGAGUGGAUGACCAUAUCAUCAGGACAGAACAAGGCCUUCUACUGCGUAGUCUACAGCGGAAGGAUUCAGGCAAUUACCUGUGUCAUGCCGUGGAACAUGGAUUCAUGCAAACUCUUCUUAAAGUGACCCUGGAAGUCAUUGACACAGAGCACUUGGAGGAACUUCUUCAUAAAGAUGAUGAUGGAGAUGGCUCUAAGACCAAAGAAAUGUCCAACAGCAUGACACCUAGCCAGAAGGUCUGGUACAGAGACUUCAUGCAGCUCAUUAACCACCCCAACCUGAACACAAUGGAUGAGUUCUGUGAACAGGUUUGGAAAAGGGACAGGAAACAACGUCGGCAAAGGCCAGGACAUACCCAAGGGAAUAGUAACAAAUGGAAGCACUUGCAGGAAAAUAAGAAAGGGAGAAACAGGAGGACCCACGAAUUUGAGAGGGCACCUAGGAGUGUCUGA